Messenger RNA from Trichoderma aggressivum f. europaeum, 1083 nucleotides. RefSeq lists its product as uncharacterized. Gene Ontology annotation, cellular component: Dsc E3 ubiquitin ligase complex; endoplasmic reticulum. Gene Ontology annotation, biological process: SREBP signaling pathway. Lineage: Eukaryota; Fungi; Ascomycota; Sordariomycetes; Hypocreales; Hypocreaceae. The record is from RefSeq and is a predicted model, not a curated record. The transcript has 2 exons. Bases 1 to 1083 code for a protein of 360 amino acids.
AUGAACCAUGAUGCCGCGUCUAGCUCCUCCGCGCGGAUUCCCGACCGGCUCUCACCACCUGGCAUCGGUGCAAAUGCCGAUGCCGAUGAAGCAGAGGCAGAUGCGGACGCUCGUGAUCGCCCCCAGUCGCGGCAGCGCUCGAGGUCCGGCAGCGGGCGACAGCGCAGGAGGAGGGGGAGCAGGAGGAGCAGGAGGAGGCAGAAUCCGGGGCUGGCCAAGAAGCUGGCCUUUCUUACCCACCUGCUCAAGACUCUCGACCUCGUCUUAUUUGCUGAGCUGAGCUCUUUGUACUAUAUGGAAUGUUCCAUGUUUCGAUUUUUCUUACGAGCCGCGCCCCAAUACAUGUAUCUCUCCCCAAAAGACGAAUCAUUCGCGCUUUUGAUGCCAGCUACCCAACUCCACGUCCUCUUGAUACUGGUGCCUAACCUGCUGUGCAUGGCUUUGCAUCUUUUUGGUUCGCUUCCUACCGGCCCCGAUUACCACCGAGGAUACCAGCACGGGGGGAUGGUUAUCGAUUUUAUCGGCCAAAUGCCGGCCACUUAUAGACUGUAUUAUUUAAUGGCAGACCUGCUUAUCCUUUUCCUGCAGUGUCUGAUGCUUACAAUACACAACCAUCGGGAGAGCCUGCGUGUUGCUCUCAAGACGUUUCGCCCGUUUCUCUCUGAGAUUUUUCUGGAGCCUGUCGCUGGUCGUUCUGCAGAAGACUUGGACGCGGAGGAGCGCGGGGUUUCUCGACACGUGCCGGGGAUGAUGAUCAAUGAGACGGACGAAAUCGAGCUGCAGCAGCUGGACAGACCGGGGGAUGGCGAGGGAUCUGAAGACCGGAACGACCAACCUGGAGCUGCGGGUGGAGAUGGCUCUGACGAGCCGCCAAGAACGCAUUUGUCCGACAUUAUGAGCUCCGGCAAUGCUGUUCUGAACGAAUAUCACAUCAUUCACACACUGAGGAACGCUACGAUGAACACUGGAGGUUCAACUGCGUUGUCUCUUCAGUCGAUUGGCUAUCGAGCAACCGUGGCGAGUAUGCAGGGUCGGCGCCGAGGCGCGACUCUACAGACUUCGUUGGCUCGUCCGACCGGCUAG